Messenger RNA from Sabethes cyaneus, 777 nucleotides. RefSeq lists its product as uncharacterized. The transcript has a single exon. Gene Ontology annotation, cellular component: transcription factor TFIIIC complex. Gene Ontology annotation, biological process: transcription by RNA polymerase III. NCBI's taxonomy places the organism in Eukaryota, Metazoa, Arthropoda, Insecta, Diptera, Culicidae. The record is from RefSeq and is a predicted model, not a curated record. The coding region runs from base 132 to 722 and encodes 196 amino acids.
UGUACUGCGGGAGUCAUUAUUUUCAAAACGUAAAAUUUAAAAGCUUUGCAUCAUAUUUUAAAAAAUAACACUAUUUUUUAGCAACAGUUUGAGUGACGAAGUUUACAAGUUUAGUAAAGCGCGAAUUAGCAAUGGAACACGACUUGCAAGACGAUUAUAUUGAAGAGGAAAUGCUGCUGUUUGUCGAUUUUGAAAAGUUUACGUCUCGAGACGAACUUAUAGACCAGAACGUAAAGAUAAAAGUCGUUGGAAUAGAAACAGAAACCCCAAUUAUUCAAGUUAAUAACGAUCUCUACCAAGGUUCGUACGAUUUUGCGCUGGGUACCAAUGUGUUUCUAGAGGAAGACGCCGAAGCCAAAGCUAAAGCCGAUCCUUUGUACAGCCCCGAUCCUCCUAGAAUAUUCAAGUAUUACGGACAAGGUAACAAAGUGCUGAAAAUGCAACGAAUAUUUGUUACACCUAAAACGGAAGUUAUCAAUGUGAAACCUGAACCGGGCACCAGUCAAGAAGCGGAACAGUUGAGGGAGAGAGAGCGUUAUCUGGUUACACGGACGUACGAAGAGGCGCUAAAUCUACACCUUCCUGAGGGACAAUACCCGCCGAGGCACAUCGAUCCGGAGAAUAACGGCGAGAAAAUUGUCCACCCGAAGACGACCUUGACGAUGGCUAGUCGGAGUGACGAUUAUGGCGAUGAUGCCACCGAUCCUGAUUAUGUUCCAUAAGAGUAAAAAAAUAUUUCAAACUUAGGUUAGACGUAAUUUAGAUAUUUACACGUAU